Messenger RNA from Eriocheir sinensis (Chinese mitten crab), 1689 nucleotides. RefSeq names its product protein RRP5 homolog. The transcript has 8 exons. Gene Ontology annotation, cellular component: nucleolus; small-subunit processome. The coding region runs from base 770 to 1489 and encodes 239 amino acids. Gene Ontology annotation, biological process: rRNA processing. Gene Ontology annotation, molecular function: RNA binding. NCBI's taxonomy places the organism in Eukaryota, Metazoa, Arthropoda, Malacostraca, Decapoda, Varunidae. The record is from RefSeq and is a predicted model, not a curated record.
UGCAAAUAUCACUAACAACCGCCGUUUAUUGAAGCCGAGGCCAGAGGAAAACAGAUUCACUGGCUUUUGAACUGGAGCCACAGGCUUAAUUAGGCCUCUUCCAGAGCAUCAUCUGUGAGUAUCUGUGAGCAUGAGGCAGCUGGCUCUGGACGAAGUGGAUGCAGAGGACAGGAGAUUUUGGCGACAACAUACAAGAGUGGCCGAUUUCAGCAGAGAAGAAGAAGACGAGGCCAGAGCCGCCGGGGGGUGACGGGCCGGGACGAGGGCAGUGAUGAGGUCGUGCUGGAAUGCAAGAAGUAUGACAGGGAGAGAACGAAGAUGAUGCAUGUGUUUCUGAGUGAGAUGGGACGUGGAGUGAACGGGAGGACUGGAAGGGAAUGGAUGGUGCUGCUGCUGGGGCUCAGUGGAGAGACGAGUGGACGAGUGAUCGAGGCAGUGAAAGAGUUCUUGGAGGGCAUGUGGCGUGCAAGAUGUAGGGAAUGAUAUCUUGCCCCGAGAGCAUAGACUUUCCGCAUGUUUUCUUUUCUUUUCACGGGAGCUGCCGAUACAAAGGCCUGGCUGGGGAGAAAUCCCGCGCCACCUGUGACAUCAAGAUCAAGUAAACACCUGGGGGACAUAAACACUGGCGAUACAAAGGCCAAGCUUCCCGAACGACACCUGACCUGCCGUGUGUUCCUGUACGAGCCGUGUUUCCAUGGCCUGCCAAGACCCAUAACACACAAGGAACUGCUUCAGGGUGCCGGUGUGAAGCCGCAGGGAAAGGGGAGCCAUGACGCAGUUGAAGCAGAAAGGCGACUUGUUUUCGGUCAAGGUCAAGAAGGAAAAGAAAGGCAGUAAAGGCAAGAAGAAGAAGAAGCAGCAGGAGGGAGACAGAGAGGUCCACGUGAAGAAAACACCCAAGGCUGACCACUUGUCUGCCCUUGAUGUCCAGCCGUUAACUUACAAGAGCCUGACGGUUGGCCAGGUGCUGCUGGGCUGUGUGUUGGAGGAGAGGGACUAUGAGCUGGUGGUGAGUCUGCCCCAUAAGCUGGUGGGCAGCAUCAGCCUGGCACACAUCUCUCGGCCCUACACGGCUCCUCUGUCCAAGCUGAAGGAUGAUGAGGAGGGGGAGGAGGAAAUCCAGGCCCUGCAGGAGCUGUAUCAGCCAGGCCAGCAUGUGGUGUCCAUCGAGAAGGUCAACAACAUGACCUGGGUGAGUCUCACACUAAUGCCCAAUGAGGCGAACUUUGGCAUCUCAGCAUCGUGCCUGGAGAAGGGUCUGGUGCUGCCCUGUGCUGUGGCCAGCCUGGAGGACAAGGGCUAUGUCAUGGACACAGGCAUUCCCAAGAUCAAGGCAGCGUUCCUCAAGAGGGAGGACACGGAUAAGGCUCACACUUGGGUGUGCAGUGUGUUACGCUGCGUCCUAACAAACAUCUUUGGGAGGGACACCAAAGACAACCUGCGCCUGACCCUCAGUGCCAACCCCAAGGCUCAGCAACCCUGGACCUAAGCCACACCACCAAUUUGGCACUCCUGCUCGCGGGCACUGCCGUCAACACUACCAUCUCAAAGAUACGAGGCGACGCGCUCACCCUCAUGUAGGCGGGGCUGGAUGGUGUGGUGAGCCCCCCGCACCUGGCCCAGCCCUUUGACCGGCUGCAGCAGUACGGCCUCGGAGGCAGCGUGAGGGGCAGGGUGCUGUACGUCAUG